Messenger RNA from Onychostoma macrolepis, 2660 nucleotides. RefSeq names its product G protein-coupled receptor 27 (gene gpr27). The coding region runs from base 674 to 1789 and encodes 371 amino acids. Gene Ontology annotation, molecular function: G protein-coupled receptor activity. Lineage: Eukaryota; Metazoa; Chordata; Actinopteri; Cypriniformes; Cyprinidae. The transcript has a single exon. Gene Ontology annotation, cellular component: plasma membrane. The record is from RefSeq and is a predicted model, not a curated record. Gene Ontology annotation, biological process: G protein-coupled receptor signaling pathway.
AUACAGAUAUUCACCCAUUAAGCGUUGCUGAAGUCAUCGCGUUUACAGCUGAUUGGUCCGCGUUAGUGAACGUACUAAGAUGACGUGCAGCUUCAGUGUAGACAGCCUCCAGCCGUUGUGGCGCGACGCGUCGCGAAGCGUUAUCGUUCGCUUCCAGUGUAGACUCGGUGUCAGAAUCGCACCGCUCUCCUUUAAGACGGACCCACCGUUGCUGUCAUCGGAGGUUCCCAUUAUACUCCCCUUCACCUCCCUCCCCCCCCAAAACAAGAACGCACUAGACAAGACGGCUACGUGCUCCGCCGCGAUCUCCACAAUAGACUGGAUGCGUGCGUAUAUAGGCUGGUAUUUAUACAAAAAUGAUGUUUCGAUGAAGCGUCUUGGGUUGUUUUCGGCCUACGCGAUCGGAUCGAUGGAGACGGAUACGUGUUUAUUAGUGUGUAAUGCACGUUGUUUUUCUUCGACAAAUAAUGGAUUACCCAGCAUCUGGUUUGAAGCAUGAAGAACCGUACGACGCUGUUAUGAUCAAAACGACGCACGAGAUGUCUUGGAUCGAGGUAUGGUCAUAUAAAAGACUCAACUGAUUGUUCACGGCUGAUAUUUUGUACAUCAAACUGGGGGACCAGGACUGCUUAAUGUCGGAUUACAAAGCCCAGGCUGGGUUGCGCUUGCACAGAUGGCGAACACAAGUGAUCCAGGGGGAAGCAACCCCUCGCUCCAGAAUUAUGCCAUCACUGCGUCUGCGGUCAAACUGGCGUCUCUGGGUCUCAUCACCUGCAUCAGCCUGCUCGGGAAUACCGUGCUCUCCGUGCUGGUGCUGAAAGACAGCUCGCUCCACAAGGCUCCGUAUUACUUCCUCCUCGACCUGUGCGUGGCAGACAUCAUCCGCUCGGCCGUGUGCUUCCCGUUCGUGAUGAUCUCCAUCAACAGCGGCUCCGUAUGGAGCUACAGCAUCAUCAGCUGCAAGAUCAUCGCGUUCAUGGCCGUCUUGUUCUGCUUCCACAUCGCCUUCCUCCUGUUCUGCGUCAGCGUAACGCGCUACAUGGCCAUCGCGCACCACCGGUUCUACUCCAAACGCAUGACGCUUUGGACAUGCGUCGCGGUCAUAUGUAUGGUGUGGACGCUCUCGGUCGCCAUGGCGUUUCCCCCGGUCUUCGACGUCGGGACCUACAAAUUUAUCCGCGAGGAAGAGCAGUGCAUAUUCGAGCACAGAUACGUGAAAGCCAACGACACGCUGGGCUUCAUGCUCAUGCUGGCCGUGAUUGUGGCCACGACGCACGUCGUGUAUGUCAAAAUGCUGUGCUUUGUUUACGACCACCGUAAAAUGAAGCCCGCGCAGCUGGUUCCGGCUAUCAGCCAGAACUGGACCUUUCACGGACCGGGCGCGACCGGCCAGGCCGCUGCCAACUGGAUCGCGGGGUUUGGACGCGGUCCGACGCCGCCGACGUUAGUGGGCAUCAGACAGGCGUCACACAACGCCAACCGCAGGCUGCUCGUGCUGGACGAGUUCAAGAUGGAGAAACGGAUAGGAAAGAUGUAUUACAUGAUCACGCUGGCGUUUCUGCUGUUCUGGGCGCCCUACAUCGUCUCGUGCUACAUCCGGGUGUUUGUGAAGGGAAACGCGCUUCCUCAGGUGUACCUGACCGCGGCCGUGUGGCUGACGUUCGCCCAGGCGGGGGCCAAUCCCAUCAUAUGUUUCAUUUUCAAUAAGGAGCUGAGGAUGAGAUUCAGAGCCUGUUUGCCGUGUUGCCUGACUACACAAACACCCAUGGAGCCCUACUGCGUGAUUUGAAGUGUUUUGCUCACUUGUUUUCACUGGCUCUGCCUGCUUGUCAAACAUACAGUGGCCCCAAAAAGUAUAGAAGAGACCUGGGAGUGUUCAAACGUAUCCUGCUUCAAAAUACUUCUCACUAAACAGUAUAUCUCACAAAAAGUGCUGCUGUAACAAGCCACCCUAUUCAGGAAAUGCAACUUUAAUUGAAAUCAAUAAAAAAAUAACACACACAAAAAUAUAUUUUACAUAAAACACUGACAACUGUUCUAUCAUUUAGCAUCCAUUCAUUUGAUCAAAAUACUUUCUCAUGUCAAAAUUGUUUUGCGCUAAUACAUCUUUUAUAUUUUAAAAGAUUUAUAAGGCAAUGACAUUUUUUAAAAUUAAUGCCACUUGAUAUUUUGCAAUGGUGUUCAUUUAUAUUUCUGUGUCCUGAUACUUUUUGGAGCCACUGUAGCAUGUGAUAUUUUCCUUCAUUCAGAGGUGAAAUCUCAGAACUGUUCCAAUGUUGCAUAUCAGAAGAUCCGUAUCCACAUUUAUGCAAUCCACAUAUCGAUGUAAAUACUGUAAAAAGGUGAUUUAUUUAUAUUCUGGAGCCCUUUAUAACUGAUAUGUAAUAUAUUUGCUAUGACUUUUUGUGUGAACUAAAUGGCCAGUGGCUUUUUACUAUCACAUGGACUAAAUGUGAAUAAACCAAGUCCCUCUCACAGUCCCUUUAAAAUGUUACUGGAAAUUUGUUUUCAAUGGACACAAGCAAAUUUGAUGGGUCAGUGUUGAGGAGACUAUGAUUUGUAUUUUAAUUAAAAUAAAUGAUUAUAAAUGCACUGUGUUGGUGUGCUAAAGCAACACAAGAAUCAAAUGCGAGGCCAAAUGCACGCAAAAGGCCAACGAG